Phoenix dactylifera (date palm) is the source of this 1672-nucleotide messenger RNA. Its product is annotated as amino acid permease 6-like. Lineage: Eukaryota; Viridiplantae; Streptophyta; Magnoliopsida; Arecales; Arecaceae. The record is from RefSeq and is a predicted model, not a curated record.
CAUGGUGCACUCUUCCAUGUUCAUAUAUACUAUGGAGAUGCAGCCCUUCUCUUCUCUCAUUUAAUUUGUGACUGUGUGUGAGUGUGUGUGUCUGUGUGUGAGAGAGGGAGAGAGAGCAAUGAAAGACGUUGAGGGAGGUAACCAUGAAAGGCAAGGAACCUUGUGGUCCGCAACAGCUCACAUCGUCGCAGCCGUGAUAGGCUCUGGUGCACUAGCGCUUGCAUGGAGUGUUGCUCAGUUGGGUUGGAUGGUCGGGCCUGUCGUUCUCUUUGGCUUCUCCUGCGUCACCUACUACACCUCCACUCUCCUGGCCAACUGCUAUAGGUUCCCCGAUCCGAUAAAUGGGACCAUCAAUCGCUCGUAUAUUGAUGCAGUUAGAUCCUAUCUAGGACCAAGAAAAGUGUUCUUCUGUGGAUGUGCUCAGUAUGUGAAUCUAUGGGGAACUCUAGUGGGCUACACUAUAACAGCCAGUACUAGCAUGAUUGCGGUGAAGCGAGCGAGCUGCUUCCAUAGGCAUGGGCAUGGUGCGAGAUGUGAUGCUUCUGGGAGCAUGUACAUGGUGGUAUUUGGGGUGUUUCAACUUAUUCUGUCGCAGUUUCCGAGCUUGGAGAACAUAACAUGCCUCUCUGUGGUGGCGGUGGCGACAGCAUUCGGUUAUUCCUUCAUCAGCCUCGGCCUCUGUAUCGGUAAAUGGGUGUCUCAUGGUGACUUCAGAGGGACAUUAGCUGGUGCUACCGAUGGAUCAUCAGGUCACAAGGCAUUUAAUGUGCUCCUCUCCCUCGGAAACAUGGCUUUUUCUUAUACUUUCGCCGAUAUCUUGAUCGAGAUACAGGAUACAUUGAAGUCACCACCCCCCGAAAACAAGACCAUGAAGAAGGCGACGUUCUACGGAAUUGGGCUGACCACCAUCUUCUACCUAUCGCUUGGUUGCACAGGAUAUGCUGCAUUCGGAAAUGAUGCUCCUGGUAACAUCCUCGCUGGCUCUGGAUUCUAUGAGCCCUUCUGGCUUGUCGACAUAGCCAAUAUAUGUGUCGUAGUUCAUCUCAUUGGAGCAUACCAGGUCUACGCUCAACCAAUCUUCUUCAGGUUUGAGAAUUAUAUUGCUUCCCAAUGGCCAGAAGCCAAGUUCAUCCACACAACCUACUAUGUCAGAGUGCCGUUCGCAGAGGCUGGCUCGCUGAGCUUCACGCUGUCGAAGCUCGUCCUGCGAACUAUCUUCAUCAUGUUCACGACUUUGGUCGCCAUGCUGCUGCCUUUCUUUAAUGCAGUUCUAGGCCUUAUUGGUGCUUUAGGCUUCUGGCCGCUAUCAGUUUACUUUCCAGUGGGCAUGCACAUCGCUCAGAAAAAGAUCAGCAGGGGAGCACCAAAAUGGUUCUUGCUGCAGGGUCUUAGUUUCCUUUGUCUACUAAUCUCUCUUGCUGCCAGCAUUGGCUCUGUGGCUGAUAUUGUACGUAACCUUAAGGUUGCUGCUCCUUUCAAGACUGUUUACUAGGGGGUGUGCAGAUGAAUCCACACAAACUCAUGUUGCUGCUGGAAUUAACUGUGAUGUAAGGAAAUUAAUAUGAGAAGACAAAUAUAAAUUAAAAAAAAAAAAAAUCGGACUCUAGGCCUUGAAGGAGGUCAGACACUUGUGGUGGUACUUCCUGAGAAAUUAGAACAUAAUUAUUAAUCA